CCCGGACGUUGCCAUCGCCACAUGACCGUUGUCUUCGUGGCCGCUGGCCAAAAAAGUACCCCACCAGUCCGUAGCCACUGGCUCAAGCAUCGGCCGCGCGCCGCGCGGCGGUCCUCCGGGGGCUCCGCAUGGGCCCUCCCGGCGGCUUUGCGGGCAGACGCCCAGCCGAGGCCGGCUGCCCCGCCUGCCGGAGCUGCACCGGGCAGCCGGCCGGGCCAGAGGCCGAGCGGUGCGUGUUUUGCCACUUGGCGGACGGGACGCAGUACGUCCCAACGCACUUCGAGGGCACGGAGCCGCUGCCCUUCGGCCCCGGGCUGGCCGCCCACUGUGCGUGUGCUGCCUGCUGGGCCGCCUGGGUGGAGCAGCAGGCGCGAACCAGCAAUCAGCGACGACUGCCCAGCACGCAGGGCCGAUCUGGCCCCCGCGUCGGGGAGCGCGAGUUGGAAAGCCAGGACGUCGACGUGUCGUGCCCCGUUUGCCAGCGCCGGGUGGACGUGUGCCAGGGCUGCCCCGCCCAGGCUGGGCUGUGCGGCCCCUGCCUCGAGCGCCUCGUCCUGCCGCGCGGGAAGCUGCCCCGUCUUGACCGCUGCGGCGGCUCUCGGCGCGCGUGCUGCCGCGCACCCUUUUGGUGCAUGGUGGCCGUCGCCGUGAUCGCGUGGAGCGGCGCGGCCUACGGUGUCAACGCGCUCAUGCGACGUCUGCUGGCCCGAGUGGCCGAGGCAACCGAGCUGGACGGCUUCGACCUACCAUCGGAGAUGGCCUACUUGGUCUGCCCGGCCCUCGGGUUGCUGGGCGGCGUCCCGUACGACCCGUUCCUCAGAGCCCUGGUGGAGGUCGGCGAGCGACUAUGUCGUGGGAGUCGCGCGCGCGGCCGCCGGAGGUGACCACGGAGCUACCGGCAGGAGCGGUGCCAGAGCGCUCGCCCGCGGGCGACCGCGCGCGGCAGGAGCUGUGAGCGCGCGCCCGUGCUCCCACCAAAGAAAAUCUAUCCCAGUGCGACCCUACCUAGGAGUCGGAGCCUCUAGGGAAGCAACAUUAGUAGGAGC
Messenger RNA from Prorocentrum cordatum, 1046 nucleotides. Lineage: Eukaryota; Dinophyceae; Prorocentrales; Prorocentraceae. The record is from the annotation of a GenBank genome assembly.